AUGUCUUGUCGUCGCAUUCAACCUCAAGGCGCUGGUGCUCGUGCAGAGUCACGGUCAACAUUCAGCCCUACGCAACCUGUAGUUGCUGCAUCUUUAACACCAAAUUCAGAACAGCACUCUGUUGCUUCUGAUGCCAGUAGUGGCAGCAGGUGCAAUGCAUACUGUGGACUGCAGCAAGAGGUUUCGGCACUCAAGGCGCAAAAUACGGCACUCAAAGCGGAGCUUGCAGACAUGAAGCUUGAACAACGACAUUCAGCCAAUGCCUUGGAUUCAAGCUCAACUGAUAUGUCAUCCGAUGUGAAGAAGUGGGGACGUUAUUUUAGCUUGUUCUUCAACACAUUUGUCACAGUUUCCACAUUUGCUUCCACCCUUCCUAAGGUUCUGUUUGCCUCAGAUAGUGCGACACGAUACCUGACAGAUGCAAAUGAGGCGAUUGGACCAACAGUUGAGCUUUAUGAACAGAUUCCACUCAAGUACCACCCAAUUAUGAAGCUGGCCGCUCAAUCCAAAGGAAAGAAAUUUGUAAAGCUAUUCCGGGAUGCAAUCAGCGCUAGCCACUCAACAUCUAUAUCACAACUCCGAAACAACUCUGGCCCAAUCAUUUUCAAUCUGCCAAGCGCCUAUUUCGAAUCUGAUUUUUCUUCCAAACGCAUCGCUGUUCCGGAGAUCCGCGCACUUCUUGGAUACAAUGCCGACUUUGCUGAUUCGGAAGAGGGAAAAAAGUUCCCAGAAAAGGCAUAUGCUCGCUUUCCACCCGUGCUCUGCAAGGAUGAAGAUUCCUCAAAAGUGGAGAACCGGUUCAGGAACGGGAAAUUGUUCAUGGUCGCACGUGCGAUUAUCUUUGGCAAGAAGGCAGCAAAGGCCAAAUCUUUGGCUAUUGGCCGGGAGCCCAGUUACUACUUAAGAUCGGAUAUGCCUGCGGCAACAACAUUUGGCCUUAUUGCUUUAAUAUCCGGCAUUACAAGAUUCACGUUAUCACCAGACACCCGCUUUGAUAACGGAGGUGUUGGUCCCGAAACAGGGAUUGAUUACACUGGUGAUAUCAAUUACUACAAAAAAUAUCUCACUGUGCUACGUGACGAUCCAUCAACUGCUAGCUACGUCAAUCGGCUUCUCAAAGAAUGGGAUGCGGAGGUUUUUUCCACACACAAUGCCGCAAUGAAACGCUCGUCGGAUGAUGCGGAUCGUGAGGUUAUUGAUAUGGACAAUAUAUCAGAUGAAAUAGAGCAGGAUAUACAACGCCUUCAUGUUGCAGAGGCUGCCACUAACACUGACCAAAUAAACGAUACCAUGCAAGACCUCGAAUGCGACACCAUGGCCAACAAUAGGUCGACUGACUUGCAGCCAGAGGACCCAGAUUUUAUUCCAAAUCCGAUUGCUCUUGGACGUGCACAAUCAUUCUUGGACCAUGAACAUCAGUCAAAUUCUGAUAGGGGAUCCAACUUUGACAUCGACGAUGAUCAAGGUUCAUGGGCAGACAACGACUGCAUACAUAUACAAGAACCUGCAGCAGAAGCCGAGUACGUCAAUAUUCCUGAAAAAGAGAUACACACAACAAGUAGUAGCAGAGCCCUGGACAAUCUGUCUGUCUCACCAUUUCAACCGGCCUUGAAUUCAGCUAAAUCUUCUGCCACGCCUGCUGGUCUGACAGCUUAUUCGGAGCCACCUCGAAGAUCCACACGAUCAGACACCAUUAGGACAACAAAGGCAAAUGUUGACACACCCGGGUCCUCUGACAGUUUCAAUCCGAUGUUGCAGGCUGUUGAUCCUGCAAACUGUCACCCACUGCUUAUGCAUUCAGACUCGGCUGCUGCAGUCAACCAUGGAAGCUUGGAAGCUUCUGCUCAGGAAAAAGCACCCCCAAAACGAGGCACAAAGACUGCUGCCCGAGGUCGAGGCAAGAAUGGGAGGAAAUGA
Molecule: messenger RNA, 1917 nt
Organism: Psilocybe cubensis
Lineage: Eukaryota; Fungi; Basidiomycota; Agaricomycetes; Agaricales; Agrocybaceae
Exons: 8
Coding region: 1-1917 (638 amino acids)
Source: RefSeq, a predicted model, not a curated record